UUUAUGGGGUUUUGUUUGUGAAGGGGUUCAGCGUCAUUUGGCCAAAGUCGAAGUCGAAGCGUCAUUUGGCCAAAAAUCAUUAGGGAACCACUCCAGUCACGAAAGCAGAAAUCGUUUGUAUUUCUUCUCCAAUCUUUCGAUCCAACACAUUGGAUUCGGGCGGAGCACACUUCGAGGGUUACCUCCUCACAUCAAUCUCCCGGUCCCUAUUUUCCAGUCGUCCCUACUCAAAGAUUAACGAACCGAGGUCGAAAUCUACCGAAGCCUCUGUUACAUCGUUCUUAUCAACGCCAAAAUUCCAGCCGAUCAUGGUGGGGUGGCAGAGGCAUUUACAAUCCAUAUUUCGUCAUAUUGGCAGAAGAGUGAAUCAAAAUCAUGGUUCAUCUGUCAGCUUCUCUACCGCUUAUCAUGGUUCCUCUUAUUUGCAAGGUGAACUUCCUUUUUUCCGGAGAACAUUGGAUUUACCUUCCACAAGUAUUCCAAGACCUUUUCAUCAGUAUUUGAAACAGUUGGGAAUUUCUAGUUCAAGGAAUUUGCUAGCAGAUUCAUCUGAUGAAACUCCAGUCCCUUCUCCUUUGACACCUCUUUUGGCUCCAAGCAGUGGAAAAGAUGAAAAUCAAGCUGUGAAACCUAAACCCUCAAAAGUCCAAGCAAUUCUGAAAUGCAUAAAGCAGAGUCCCAAGAAGGUGAAUUUGGUGGCUGCUUUAGUUCGUGGAAUGCGAGUUGAAGAUGCACUAUUGCAAUUGCAAGUGACAGUGAAGCGUGCUGCAAAGACUGUCUAUCAGGUUAUACACUCAGCUCGUGCAAAUGCAACACAUAACCAUGGAUUGGAUCCAGAUCGUCUUCUUGUUGCGGAAGCAUUUGUUGGGAAAGGAUUCUACAAAAAGAGACUUUCUUAUCAUGCCAAAGGGAAAUGUGGGAUAAAGGUGCGACCAGAAUGUAGGCUGACAAUUGUAGUGAGGGAGAUGACCCCAGAAGAGGAGGCUGAGAUUGCCAGACUGAGAGUCAGUAAUUUCCGAAAGCUUACCAAGCGUGAAAGGCGGCUUGUCCCACAUAAACUGAUUGAAACAACUCCAGUAUGGAACCGUAAAAGCAAACCAAGCAGUCAAGGACCAAAUGUUAUGGCUUGAAUGGGUAGGCAGGUACUGCUGUCCCCUUGUUUUUGCAUCUAGUAGACACUAGAGCUUUGCCUUUCAGGAGAAAUACAGGACCAUGUUAGAAAGGCUUAUGACAAUCCUAGUGUUGCUGCGGUUUCCAGGGUAACUAUUGUUUUGUAGUCUUGUAGUUGUAGCCUUUUUUUUCUUUGUUCUCUUUGCACUUGUUUUUUGUUGAGAUCAAGGAACCAAAACCAAUUCUUUCUUCUCUUUUAUGCUAGUUAUAUUUGUUGAAAUAAAUAAUUAGAGCUGGCACAAAAAGCCCUCUUUGGCGCA
Nelumbo nucifera (sacred lotus) is the source of this 1430-nucleotide messenger RNA. RefSeq lists its product as uncharacterized. Gene Ontology annotation, biological process: translation. Gene Ontology annotation, molecular function: structural constituent of ribosome. NCBI's taxonomy places the organism in Eukaryota, Viridiplantae, Streptophyta, Magnoliopsida, Proteales, Nelumbonaceae. The record is from RefSeq and is a predicted model, not a curated record. Gene Ontology annotation, cellular component: mitochondrial large ribosomal subunit; ribosome.